AUGAGUGCACACGCCCCUCUUGUCAUUGAUUUCAGCGACUUCCUUUCGGGAGAACCAGCUCGGGUCAAACGCUGCCUGGCGCUCGUCCGUGAGGCAUGUGAGACCUCAGGCUUCUUCCAAAUCAUAAACCAUUCGAUCCCAUCAGAGCUUCAAGAAGAGAUCUUCCACCAGCAAAGGCGACUCUUCAACCUCCCACUCGAGGAGAAGAUGAAGAUCGACAAGUCGAAGAACAACUACAAUCGUGGAUAUGAGAAGAUCGGAAGCCAGCGCUUCCAGGCUGAGGAUGCCAAACCAGACUUCAAGGAGGGCUACUACUGCUCUCGCGACUUGCCCGAGGACCACCACCAGGUCCGCGCCGGCAAGUUCGCCCAUGGACCCAACCUCUGGCCGGAGUCGCUGGGCGAUUCAUUCAAGAACACCUGCAAUGAAUACCUCCGUCAAAUCACCGACCUUACCAAGGAGGUCCUGCGGGCCGUCAUCAUGUCUCUCGACAACGAUACCUCGCGGCUGGAUGAAUUCUUCACCGACCCGAUGUGCUUCUUCAAGAUGAACUACUACCCUCCUCCCGCAAACCCCAACGACCUGACGCAAAAGUCGCACGGCGCGCACCGCGACUUCGGUGUGAUCACUUUACUCCUUCAAGGCGACGUUCCUGGUCUCGAGGUCUGGGACGAGCCGACCAACCAGUGGGUCCUGGUCCCGCCGAUGAAGGACGCCUACGUUGUCAACCUCGGAAACCUGUUCUCUCAAUGGACCAACGACCGAUACAUUUCAAAUCUGCACCGGGUGAUUAACGCUUCCGGUCGCGAACGAUACUCUCUCGCAUUCUUGUUCCAUGGAAACCCGGAUUUCGUGAUCGAAUGCCGGGACUCAUGCAAGAAUAAGGAAGGCCAAACUAAGUAUGGCCCGAUCUCUGUGGAGGACCAUGUUCGCGGUCAGUACAAGGAGGUGUACAGCCGAGCGGGUGUAUACAACAUUCAGGACAGGUCUAUCAAAGCGGCAUGAAUGCCUACCUGUGGAAGG
This is a messenger RNA of Dissoconium aciculare CBS 342.82, 1023 nucleotides long. RefSeq names its product MFS transporter. The transcript has 2 exons. Gene Ontology annotation, molecular function: dioxygenase activity. Bases 1 to 1005 code for a protein of 334 amino acids. The record is from RefSeq and is a predicted model, not a curated record. Lineage: Eukaryota; Fungi; Ascomycota; Dothideomycetes; Mycosphaerellales; Dissoconiaceae.